Molecule: messenger RNA, 1978 nt
Organism: Sphaeramia orbicularis (orbiculate cardinalfish)
Lineage: Eukaryota; Metazoa; Chordata; Actinopteri; Kurtiformes; Apogonidae
Gene: vax2
Product: ventral anterior homeobox 2
Exons: 3
Coding region: 93-1040 (315 amino acids)
Biological process (GO): central nervous system development; regulation of transcription by RNA polymerase II; neuron differentiation
Cellular component (GO): nucleus
Molecular function (GO): RNA polymerase II cis-regulatory region sequence-specific DNA binding; DNA-binding transcription factor activity, RNA polymerase II-specific
Source: RefSeq, a predicted model, not a curated record
GAAGAAGAGGGCAACAAAGUGUGAGAAAAGCAGCGAAGAAACUCAGCUCCCCCUCCACGCACACGCAGAUUAGUUUGAAGAGGUCUUGGUAUAUGUUCGACCAGGCCACGACUAUGGGCGAUGGGAGCCACCGCUGUGGACCCAACAACCCGCUGUGUCCGGACCGGAUGGACGCAACCAAUAAGUGUCGCGGAACCGCCGCCGCUGCCACCGAUAUCGGGAGCCGGUCCCCGGUGCAGAGCUCCACGGACACGCCGGGGACGUCAGCGUCCACCCCGACGUCCUCCAGCGAAGACGGACACGACAAACUUUUGGGAGUGGACCCGGACUACUGCCGGAGGAUAUUAGUGAGAGACGCGAAAGGCACCAUCCGGGAGAUCGUGCUGCCGAAGGGGCUCGACCUGGACAGACCCAAGCGCACGAGGACCUCCUUCACCGCCGAACAGCUCUACCGGCUCGAGCUCGAGUUCCAGCGGUGUCAGUACGUUGUGGGCCGCGAGCGCACCGAACUAGCACGGCAACUGAACCUCUCCGAAACACAGGUCAAAGUGUGGUUUCAAAACCGCCGGACCAAACAGAAAAAGGACACCACCAAGGACUCGGACAAACGCUCCUCCUCCAGCUCCGAGUCACUGGCCACCUGCAACAUCUUGCGUCUGUUGGAGCAGGGCCGCCUCCUGUCGGGCCCCGCCCCGCCGCCCAACCCUCUCCUGGGGCCCCCUCCCCACCCGGCGAACGGCUCGUUGCUGAGCAGCCCCGGCGGAGGCUCGUCCACCUCACCUGGGAUGAGCAGCAGCACUCCGCCCAGCUCCCUACCAGGAGGGACUUUUGGGCUGUCGCUGCCGUCGCUGGGCGGGACCCCUCCAUCACCACGGCUGGGGGUCCCGCCUCCUCAUUCCCUCUGCUUCUCCAUGCCGCUGCUGGGCGGUGCACAUCAUGAACUGACAUCCACCUACGGCUGUGGUUCUUCAGCUUUUGAGCCGUAUAUGCGAUUGGACAGGAAGGAGGCAGAUCUGGGGGGGAAGAAGACGGUUUCCUAGGUUAGACAUCCACCUUUAGGAUGUACGGGGACUGGGGUCUGGGUCCUCUUCUCCGUCUCUCACGCUGCCAUCUCUUUCAUACCUGAGCGGCCGACGAGAUGGCAGAUACAAAAAAGAAAACACAACCUGGAUCACCAGAAAUGUGAAAAAGGACGAGGGAUCCUUCCUUGAGGCACUAUUUUGUGUUCUGUUUUGGCACAUUCGUAUAAAACGGUGAACAGGACGUGAUGUGGCAGAGAGUCAACACGUCACUCUCGCACAUUAAAAAAAAACUAACUUGUGAAUUUUCACAACAAUGACGUGUGUGUGUUGCGUGAACCCUGACAAACAGAUGUUUUUAUCUCUACUCUCUUUGCAGUGGUUUCAAGUGACUCUUCACUUUUGUCCAGUAAGUUUGUGUGUGUGUGCUUUCUCUCUAUACAGGCCUUCAUUUACUGUUCAGGAAAAAAAAAAAAAAAAAACUUGACAUGGAUAGUUCAGACUUGAAUCAGUGUCUGAAUGAGUUUCAAAAAGAGCAGUUUGUACACAUAUUCCCAAACAAGUGGCCAUGUUUGAUUUUAGUUUAUGUGCUAUCACUUUAAGGAAGAAACACAGAAAAAAAAAAAGAAUUGUAGCAAUUUAAUAUCAGUCUGUUUGGUGUCCAGAGGUAGUUUUUGUAAAUUCUUUAUUUGGUUGUGUUUGUGUAUGAAAUAUGUGGUAGGAUCUGGACAAAAGGUGCAAAAUCACAUAUCUAGAUCCAUUAGUGAGGUAUAAAGAAGAAAAAAGAAAAUAAAAACGCUGGUUAGACGCUGCCAAAGCAGUUAUGGAUAAAGUUUAGGAGGUGCCACACGUCUGACCUCCCAUCAGUUACGCAAGUUGAGCUUCCUUUAAACCCAGAUUCAUUUUCCACUUUCUUUAUGACAAAAAUGUUCUUGUUUUCCACAGCAGACUCAAAAAAA